Messenger RNA from Phyllopteryx taeniolatus (common seadragon), 1766 nucleotides. RefSeq names its product pseudouridine synthase like 1 (gene pusl1). NCBI's taxonomy places the organism in Eukaryota, Metazoa, Chordata, Actinopteri, Syngnathiformes, Syngnathidae. The transcript is spliced from 7 exons. Gene Ontology annotation, molecular function: RNA binding; pseudouridine synthase activity. Gene Ontology annotation, biological process: tRNA pseudouridine synthesis. Bases 189 to 1175 code for a protein of 328 amino acids. The record is from RefSeq and is a predicted model, not a curated record.
UGUGCCUACAUCCGGAUGCAACUCGCAGCAUGUUGCACAUACAGUAUCUUCUUCUCACACCAGCACGACGUUUAUCGGCAAACCGGUGUUGAAUACGUUAUUGAACUCUUUUCCGGCAAAGGUGUCCCUCAUAUCAUUGAAACAUGCGACACUUGUAAUAUGCACAACAAAAACAAUCGAACUAAGUAAUGUGCAACCAGACACGUUACCUCAUCUUUUUCCAAUACAUUGGAACUAAAUACAGUGGUGCAGUCAAAGUACCUCCACAUCAACUGGAGAGACAGGGGGUCCAAGAUCACUUGGAGGAUGCAAUAAGAAGACUGAGGCCACUCAACACAGUGUCUCUGUCCAUUUCCAGCAGGACAGAUAGGGGCGUCCAUGCUCUCUCUAACUCGGCCCACUUUGAUUUCCAGCGGAAGAAUGACAAGCCGCCGUUUACCGAGGAUAUCCUGGUUCAGGCGCUCAAUUUCCACCUCAAGGCUGAGCAAAUUAGCAUUACCCGUGCCUAUCGCGUCCCUGAUGAUUUCCACGCCCGUUUUCGAGCGCUCUCUCGGACGUAUGUCUACCGCAUUGGCCUGGGUGUCUCCCAUCCUUCUGAGCUUCCCCUCAUAGAGCGCGACAUGUGCUGGAAUCUCCGCCACAUGGAGCUCGAUGUGGAAGCAAUGAGCGAGGCGGCUGCCAUGUUGCUCGGGACUCACGACUUCAGCAGUUUCAGGGCAGUCAACUCUGACAUGCCUUUUAAAAACCCCGUGAAGACCCUGGAUGUCGCCAGGAUACAGCCUGGCAGAGCAUUUGUAUGUGAGCACUUCCACAGAGAGAUUCCAUUCUGGGAGUUGACUUUUCAAAGCAGAUCUUUUCUCUAUAAGCAGGUGCGCAGAAUGACGGGGGCCCUCGUAGCCGUGGGCCAGGGAAGUAUCUCACUUACUCAGCUGAAAGAGAUCAUGGAGGCUCGGGACUCUCUGGCUUAUCCACAGAACCUAGUUGCUCCUGCCCGUGGCCUCUUCCUCACCAGAGUGGACUACAGAGAGUCAGGUGUGGAUGGAAGGGGAAAAAACAACAACAAAACUGCUCAAUCGAACAGUGUGUCAUACAUUGUGGUUGACUUCUCAUUUUUUCCAUUAGAAUCAAUUAUCAUUGAAUUAAUACAUUACGGGGUCACACUAUCAGAAUUGUAAAACAUUUAAGAUCGUACUGGCAAUGUUUUAAGUAACACAAUCAAACUAUUGACUGAUAUACAAAUAAGUUAACCACUGUAUAAUAAAACUAAAUUACUACAUGCGUUACAUGUCAGAAGAGUAAACAGUUCACUACACAGUAAAACUCAGCAAAUACUCACUGACAUGCCAGGAGAAUUACAUGUUAUUCCUACCCCCCAAACAUGGCUGAUUCUGAUUCUGUGGCAUAUAGUCCCUUGUUCUUUGAGACGCCAUAUUGUACUGGGCAGCCAGGACCAAGAGGUGUGAAGCAAUUUCCUGUGUCACUAUAAGUUCCAGUUGUAAUGCUAUGGUUGCUUUCACUGAUAAGUUUUUUGUGGCGGCUUCAUGGAGAGAAAAAAAAAAAAAAAAGUUAAACCCACAUGCGGUGUCAAUCCUUUAGGCCCAUGGACCACAUCAAGCCCUGCGGAUAUUUACAUUAGAAACAAUUAUACACAACUGUAAGCUAUCUUCAAGUUGUCUUUAUCAUGGCUGAACUACUGUGGUAGUUAUUGUAUUAGAUUGCGAAGAUACACUUUAUCUGUUUGAGCGAUCUUUUGUCAUGUUAUGCUG